AUGUAAAAUGAUGCAAUCGAUUAUUUGAAAAUCUUCACAUCAUUAACUAUAUUGAAAGCAUUUUGUUCUAGUGUCCAUCAUUAUAAAAUUAAUUAGAUGCCAUCUUCACAUUAUGAAACCGUAAAUAUGUGAUCAUGAUAUUAUGAUAGGAAUCAACUUUGACUACACUAAUGAAAAUUCAAAUGUAAUUCAAUUUUCUACUUCUUCAUUCCACAUUGUUGUUUAAACACUUGGAAAAUGUUUAAGAAAUAAGUUAAUUUAACCUAUUUUUAUUGAUAUCAAUAUGUCUAUUUGUUAUGACUUUAUUAUUGACAGAUUACAGAUGGCUUAUGAAAAUAUAUAGAUACGAAAAUCAUAUUCUCAGAGAAGAUUAUCCUAUUAUUGAAUUCUUAGGAAUACAAAUCUUUAUGAUGUUUGGAUGUGCCUUACUAAUAACUAUUUAAUGGUUCACAAUUCCAAUUCUCUCAGAUCUAAUGUAUUUACUUUUAUGCAUUUACAAAAUACCAUAAAUCAUUAAAUGUCACCAAAAUAAUUAAAUGCCUAAUAUCACUUAUUUCUGCUUUCUUGAGGAUUAUUGUAUAUUCAUUUUUUUCUCCUACUAUAGAGGUUGCCCCAUCAAUAUCUUUAAACUACAAACUAAUUUUGGAAUUUGUAUUAGUGUAGCCAUUUUAAUAUGCAUUCAGCAAUGUAUAUUACUCUAUUAGUAUUACAUUAAACCCUAAUUAUACAAUAAUAAGUCAUAGGUUGAAGAUUUUAUUAAAUAAAUUAGGGAAUAAAAUAUUUAUUCAACCUUUGAUGAUUUAGUAAUUAACAGUAACCUUGAGUGUGCAAUUUGUCUUCAAGGUAUUUUACAUAACUAAUUCUUUAUAAAUUUAAUUCGAUCCUUAAGAUCCAAUAGUUUUAACUUGUUGUUCCCACAAGUUUCAUGA
Molecule: messenger RNA, 929 nt
Organism: Paramecium primaurelia
Lineage: Eukaryota; Ciliophora; Oligohymenophorea; Peniculida; Parameciidae
Source: the annotation of a GenBank genome assembly